Molecule: messenger RNA, 690 nt
Organism: Eucalyptus grandis
Lineage: Eukaryota; Viridiplantae; Streptophyta; Magnoliopsida; Myrtales; Myrtaceae
Product: alcohol acyltransferase 16
Exons: 1
Coding region: 1-690 (229 amino acids)
Molecular function (GO): acyltransferase activity, transferring groups other than amino-acyl groups
Source: RefSeq, a predicted model, not a curated record
AUGUCGGACCUCACCAACAUGGCACAUGGGUCGUUCUUUUUCGGCCCGCGGGAAGUGGCGUCGAUCAAGAAACGCCUCCCUCAGCACCUACUCCCGAAAUGCUCCACAUUCGAGCUAGUCACAGCGUGUCUAUGGAAGUGCCGCACAAUCGCGCUUGAGGUCGAGCCGGACGACGUUGUCCGCCUCUCAUGCGUGAUCAACGCACGAGGUCUCAAUGUGCCUCGCGGUUAUUAUGGGAGCACGUCGGUGAAGGCAAUGGUACUUUCGAAGGCGGGCCAUCUGUGUACUAGUCCGCUAGGGUACGCGGUCGAGUUAGUGAAGAAGGCUAAGGAGAUGGUGAGUGAAGAGUACGUGAGGUCCUUUAUCGAUGCGUCGGUAAUCAAGGGAGGGCCAAACCACACGACCGUUUGGGACUACGUGGUCGCCGACACAACCAAGGUUGGGUUCGAAGCGGUUGAUUUCGGGUGGGGGAAGCCAGUGUACGGCGGCGUUGCCGGUGCAGUUCCUUUGAUAAGCAUCUAUGUGAAGUACAAAACGAGAGAGGGAGAGGAGGGGAUUGUGGCCGCGAUAAUGUUGCCGGAGAGAGCAAUGCGAAGGUUUCAGGAAGAGCUGGAGAAAAUGACCGAUAAAGGGACGGUUAGUGAAGAUCAGUAUGGUGUAGAUUCAAGUAUGAUUAGAUCUAAACUCUAG